Cutaneotrichosporon cavernicola is the source of this 633-nucleotide messenger RNA. RefSeq lists its product as uncharacterized. The transcript is spliced from 8 exons. The record is from RefSeq and is a predicted model, not a curated record. NCBI's taxonomy places the organism in Eukaryota, Fungi, Basidiomycota, Tremellomycetes, Trichosporonales, Trichosporonaceae. The coding region runs from base 1 to 633 and encodes 210 amino acids.
AUGGUGCUGUUCUUCACGUCCAAUGCGGUUUCACCGCCAGUGACUAUCUACAUGGGACGGGAUAAGGUCGAGAACGAGGAUCUGAUCAAGUACGGCCUGCCCACUGAUGUUUGGUUCCACGUAGACAAGUUGUCUUCGGCGCACGUUUAUUUGCGACAGAGCGAGGACGAGCCGCACGGGGCCUGGAAUGCGCUCCCGGCCGCGCUGGUGAAUGACGCUGCGCAGCUCGUCAAGGCCAACAGUAUCGAGGGCAACAAGAAGGACAACAUUACAAUCAUCUACACGCCGUUCACGAACCUCAAGAAGACGGGUGACAUGGCCGUGGGGCAGGUCUCGUUCCACUCGGACAAGAAGGUCAAGCGCGUCAAGAUCAGCACCCGGGACAAUGUGGUCGUGAACCGGUUGAACAAGACCAAGGUUGAGCGCGAGGUGGACCACGAGUCGGAGCGGCAGGAGCGCCUGCGCGUUGAGGGACGGAAGAAGAAGGCUGAGGCGAUUAGCCGGCAACAAGAAGAGACCGAGCAGAAACGCCAGUGGGCGGCAGACAAGGCCGCGCGCUCCUACGAUGGCAUGUUCUCCGAGGAGGCCAUCGAUGGGGCCAAGGAAGGCUGGAGCGACGACGACUUUAUGUAA